GUUGAACAUCACAUAGCCGGUCAGGAUUUUCGUGACAGGAACUUUAAAUAGGUCAACGCCGCAUCCGAAUUGAGCAUAACUUCUAUACGAUAAAGUUUUCCAUACGAUCACUGUUCUCGCUGAAUACAAUUAAGCGAUAUUACUGACAGGCAUCGUAUCAUCUCUUUCAUAUAAUUGAGAAACAAAAUGACAUCUACACAAGCCAACACUGUCUACCGUAAGUGGCACUAUGCGAAGCAAGCCGAUUUUGUUUCUAAAAGCAGCACUAAGAGAAGAUCCAAAGAUGCAGAUACAAAUGCGAAGGUAGGAGCGAAGAGAUCCAGGAGUGAGCCUUCAUUACACUCUGUGCGUAAAAUAUCAAUUACGAGACAGCAGAUGAGUCCUAAAAUGACGACCACUCUGCCUCGUGUACAACACGUACGACCUGUUGCACCCAUUGGCCAAGUACAAUCGAGCCUACCUAUCUUACCUACACAGUCAAACUUUCUACCCUUACACACACCCAGAACCCCUUACUAUGAUUUCAAGCGCUGUCAGACUGCGUUUUCCGAUAUAUUACUCAAGGGUCUGGUGCCUGAUAAUCUGAACCAACCAACACAAAUCCUUCCUGAAUUCGAUUUAUUACCGACGAUAUCAACGGAUUCUCCAACUGAAAGAUCAAAUGCUUUUCCUGCGCUGAUACCCGACUCGGAUUUGGCUGUAGCUUCUACGUUGGGAAAUCUGAGACUGCUUGAUUCUGUACCAAAGGCGAGCGGUUUGCUAGAUACACGCAUGUAUUCGCCUGUUUCGACUAGUCUUCCUGAGUCACCCACACAGCACCUAGCACUACUCAAUCCGAACACAGGCACGAAUUAUACCUUAGAGCGAAUGGACACACAAUCUUCCAUGUUAUCCCGGAACUCGACGACUCCUUCUCUCAGUUCUUUUGGGUGGAGCUUCGACGCAUUUGACCUGGAACUGGAACCAAGUAUAGGCCAGAAUCUUCUGUCGCCAGUCGGAGAUUUCUCACAUUUUAACGAGCUCGCUCUUUCUGAUUUGGAGAGAACGUUCUCAUUAGCGUGAUUGACAAUCCGUAAUAAAUUCAUCUCUAAGAUUCUUCAACCGUUAUUGCAGGCGCAAUAAGGUUCGAACAGACAACGAUGUGAGCGCAUCGCAGUCUAGACAUUAACAACUGGAAUAAUGUAGUUGCGACCGGUCCCACAAUAAGCACAGAUUGCCACGAGGGUUCUCAGCACGAUAGAGUAGUUCAAAUUUGAAAGAGCAUAAUACAGUAUUUCAUACAAUACAAAUGAUUUCUACAGUCCAUGGCUCGCGUGCACAUAUUGUCAAUCUCUCCAAGCGUCUAUUAAACACAUCUUGGAGUAGUUAA
Messenger RNA from Sphaeroforma arctica JP610, 1369 nucleotides. RefSeq lists its product as hypothetical. The transcript has a single exon. Bases 187 to 1062 code for a protein of 291 amino acids. The record is from RefSeq and is a predicted model, not a curated record. NCBI's taxonomy places the organism in Eukaryota, Ichthyosporea, Ichthyophonida.